GAUGAUUUAGGAACCGCCUUCCUAGGCGCACUCCGCUGAUGCAGUCGGGACAAGAACAGCACCGAGCUUACUGUGAGAAAAAGAUCCCAGGAAGAUGUCUUCUUAUACAGUGGGUCCACAGUCUUCUUACGGGAAGAUGUUCGGUGGAGAGAGAGUCCCGGACAGGACCAGCUACUCCAGCCGCCAGUUCUCCAGCCCGGUGCGCUCCCCACGGGUCUCCAACGGGUUCUCCUCCUCCUUCUACGCGACGAAUAACCAGAGUCACUGGAGCACCGCGGCCAUGCUGGACUUCCCCAAGUCCGACGCCAUCAACAGCGAGUUCAUGACGAACCGCACCAACGAGAAGGUGCAGAUGCAGUCGCUCAACGACCGCUUCGCCAACUACAUCGACAAGGUCCGCUUCCUGGAGCAGCAGAACAAGAUCCUGCAGGCGGAGCUGGAGCAGCUGCGGGGCAAAGGCACGUCCCGGGUCGGGGAUCUGUACAAGGACGAGAUGCGGGAGCUGAGGCGCCAGGUGGACCAGCUGACCAACGAGAAGGCCCGGGUGGAAGUUUCCCGGGAUAACCUGGUAGAAGACAUCGACAGGCUGAGAGAGAAGUUGCAGGAGGAGAUCUCCCAGCGAGAGGAGGCUGAGGGCACCAUGCAGAAUUUCAGAUUGGAUGUGGACAAUGCUGCCCUCGCCAGACUGGACCUGGAACGGAAGGUUGAGUCCCUCCAGGACGAAAUCAUCUUCCUCAAGAAGCUGCACGAUGAGGAAAUGCUGGAGCUGCAGAACCAGAUCCAGCAGCAGCAGCAUGUGCAGGUGGACAUGGAGAUGGCUAAACCUGACCUGACAGCUGCUCUGAGAGACGUCCGUCUGCAGUAUGAGAACCUGGCCACCAAAAACCUCCACGAGUCUGAGGAAUGGUACAAAUCCAAGUUUGCUGACCUCACCGAAGCUGCAGCCAGGCAUAAUGAUGCGUUGAGAGUGGCCAAGCAAGAGGCCAAUGACUACAGACGCCAAGUUCAGUCCCUUACUUGUGAGGUGGAUGCCCUUAAAGGAACUAAUGAGUCGAUGGAGCGCCAGAUGAGGGAGAUGGAGGAGAACUUCUCUCUGGAGACGGGCGGUUACCAGGACAGCAUCGGCCGCCUGGAGGAGGACAUUCACAACAUGAAGGACGAGAUGGCUCGUCACCUCCGGGAGUACCAGGACCUCCUGAAUGUCAAGAUGGCCCUGGACAUUGAGAUUGCCACCUACAGGAAGCUGCUGGAAGGAGAGGAGAACAGAAUCACCACCCCACUGCCAAACUUCUCAUCUCUGAACCUGAGAGAAUCAAUGAUUGAUUCCAAACCCCAUUUUGAAGCUACAACAACUAAGAAGGUUCUAAUCAAGACCAUUGAGACCAGGGACGGUCAGGUGAUCAAUGAGUCAACCCAGAACCACGAUGACUUGGAGUAAUGAUAUUUUUGUCUUUGCCAAACAAUCAACAAAAGCAAUAUGAAGAAACAUACUUCACCAGGGCUACAAGCAAGCAAACAAACGAACAACACAAAAAGCAAACAGCUUCAGAAAAGUGCCUUUCUAUGUGAUGAUCCAGAAAGCCUGUUAGUUGACACAGACUGUAUUUUGCUUCCUCCUCUGCUGAAAGUAUUAUCUUUUGUUCCAAUCGUUUAGACACAGUAAUGAAAUCACCACAACAUAGAAAUCCUUAUUGAGGUCUGCAAAAAUCUUUAUUUGUAACAAAAAUAGUGUUUUUGAUCAAUACAGCAUGCACACUCCAGGAAAUCUGUCUGCUAAAGAUGUCACAAUUGCCUGUUCGCAGCAAUAAACCAGUAAGACCGAAACUCAAUACUGUGCAUUAGGUGUAAUACUUUGCUGGUAUUUGCUGGUAUUGCUGGUAAUACUUUUAUGGUAAUAAAGUAGAAGUAGUAAAACAAUGCCUCAUAUGAAUACAUAUUGGAAAUGGUCAUUAUUUUAGAAAAUAACAUCCACAUGUUUAUGCAGUCUAAGACUUUCUUAUUUAGGAGCUUCAGCAGUCCCUAAAAACAUUUACCUACACAAGAAGGACAAAGUAUUAAAAAAGGUCUGUUGUAUUUGACAAUAGGUUGUACAUGUGUAUCUAAUAGACUAGUGUGCAGUGUCACACUUUUGGAGUUUAUAUUUGAAUAAUGAUAGCUUAGACUUGGUGGAUCUAUAAGCAUCCCAGGUACAGCAGCCUUGUACAGUCUUCCUGAAAAGGAGUCAAGUCAUACAGAGUAGACAGAAGUAACAGUAGAAUAAUUACAAUAUUAAGUAAAAUUAGUGCUAUUAUAUAUUAUGGAUUAAUUACAGCUGCUAAAUGGAACUUUGAAAUGCGAUUGUUUUGUCAACUGCUGUUUCCAAUGUUCAGGGUGAACUUUGAAACUCAACGUUAAAGCCAACAUGUGUUCAUGUAGAUCAUGUGACAUGAUUGAAAGCUCCAGAAUGCUUCUAAAUCGAACUUACGGUAAGAUUGUUUGUCAACAAUAUGUUAAGUAACUAUUAACUGUAACAAGCUUCAACAGUGAUCUGCCACAUGUUUAUUUGUUCAAAAUACUAUAAUGUGGUAUAAAGGUUGAGUUGCAUCGUAACAUAUUUUAGAUGUAACUAAGUGCAUUUCCUUAAGGACUGUACUUAAGCACAAUUCUGAACUACAUGAUCAUUGCCAUUCAUUGAUAAUUUAUAAUUCCACUCCAUUUGUAGAAUAUUGCAUUUCAGCGUGCCAUAUUCUAGUCAAUGUUUUACUCCACUAAAUGUAUCUGUUAUAGUUACUUUUCACAUGAAAAACAUACGAUUGGUUCAUAAAUAAUGAUGCAUUGUGAAAGGUUAAACUACCCAACAGUAUACAUGUAAAAUUAACUCCCCAGCAACCAGCUGACAGCAGCCUACUUCUCACACAAAUACUAUAACACUGCAAGAGGCCAUGUGCACUUUUUACUUUUAAUACUUUAGUGCAUUUUGCACUGCUGUACUUUUCUUUAAAUGAGAUUUUGAAAGCA
Molecule: messenger RNA, 2997 nt
Organism: Anarrhichthys ocellatus (wolf-eel)
Lineage: Eukaryota; Metazoa; Chordata; Actinopteri; Perciformes; Anarhichadidae
Product: vimentin A2-like
Exons: 9
Coding region: 95-1438 (447 amino acids)
Biological process (GO): intermediate filament organization
Cellular component (GO): plasma membrane; intermediate filament; cytoplasm
Molecular function (GO): structural constituent of cytoskeleton
Source: RefSeq, a predicted model, not a curated record